AACAAACGUUUAUAGAUAAUUAUAAACCAAAUAUGAUAGAAUAAAAUUAUAAUUUGCAUAGGGGGGGCUAACUAAACAAUCAAUUUUUAUUUAAUUUUUUAUAAAUAAACAAAAUUAGGACAAACAAUUAUUAAUGACGAACAUUCAAAGACAAACGACGGACAAACGAUUUAUGAUAAUCAAAUUCUAAAAAAGUGUAAAAAAAAAUUUGAAAGGGGCCAACUUCAAGGAGCCCUCUCUCUCCCUUUUCUUGAUGACGUUCUGCGAAACUAAAGUGCAGUGGUAUGAAGUUAGUUCAGUAAAGAUUUCUCUUUGUUUUCUUUUUAAUUUUUUUUUUCAAAUACAAGUGCGCGGAAGCAUAUAAGUACAGUAAUACUCCUUACACAUAUGAGUAUUACACACAUGGGUAAAGAAGAAUAAGUUGUGUCAUAAAUACAUACACAUAUAUAUUACAUAUAAUAAGCAUGUAAAAGUAAAGCGUAGACGCGCUUUUUUUGCAUCGCUCUUGUCGGUGUUAUUUCUCACUGCCAACAGGCCAGUUGGUCAUCGGAUGUUGCCGUUAAUUGCAUCGAAUUUAAAACGACGAAGAAAAAGCGGGUGUCGCAUUUAUUAUUAUUUUAUUGGUUAGUUGUUGUAUAUUUAUUAUCAUCAAUUAUUGUUUUUUAAAAACUGCGCGUACACCCGACUUUACAAAGAAGAAACAAAUAAUUACUACAUAUAUACACAUAUAUAUAUAUAUACAUAUACAUAUAUAUACACCAAGAACCCUGAAGACUGUUGAAUAUUUAAAGAUACAGCUACCGAACAGCCGACAUUGACUACGACUGUCUGUGUGUUAGUACCAGCCGACACCGAUAAUCCAAGUUUAGUUAUAUAGAAUAAUGAUAAUGUCGUCGUCAGUACGACCCGUAAUUUAUUUUCACCAUCUUGCCAGUAAAAAUAAAUGAAAAAAAUAUCAUUUUACAAGAUUAAGUUAAACCAGCUGAUAAGGUGACAAAUGAUUAUUAAUCAAUUAUAAAAGUAAAUAAAAUAGUUUGUUUUGGUUUUUAAAAUAAGUCAAGGACCUGAGAUAACGAUCAGCACAAAUAAUAAAUUAUAAAAAGAUAUUUAUAAUUUAACUUGGAGUUUAAAUUACGAGCUACUGAGAAACUGAUAAGUUUUAGGAAUUAAUCUUGGUAUGAAUCAUAUGGCUUUAGAAACAGGAACAUGGCCACGGUUUUUGAGAGUCCAUUUCUUUCAAACAGACUUAGGCAAAUCGAAGAACGUUACGAGGAACCUGCAACGUUUGGCAGAUGUGAUUGCACAAGCUAUAGUUAUUUAGCUUUAAGCGUUGUAUUAUUUACAAUUGGUACUGCUGUUACUAUUUUGUCACUUGGCGAUGCUGUCGAUGGUCAUAUUUUUUCAAAUCUCGGCCACAUGUGGCUAGUGGGGCCCAUUUUUAUUUGCUCCGGGCUCAUGGUUGCUGUUAAAUGUAUUCUUUAUUUGAGAAGAAAGUCGGUUAUACAAAUGAUUUUUCAUCAGCGUCAACUAUUUCGACGUUUACAGGAAUUAGCGAGUGCACAAGGAGUCGGUGGAUCCGGAGCUGGUACACCUGGUCCACCACCUUAUGAUUCAAUAGCUCAGGGACAAGGGCCCAGCGAAUUGCCACCGCCAACUUACGCCGAAGCUGUUGCGCUUUUACAUCAAAAUGAAAUUCAUGGUGCAAAAUUCUCGAGUGAAACACAAGCAGAUAGUAGUCUUUUAUCAGUGGGAACAACUCGAGCCAAACCUUAAAUGCUUCCAAGUAUUUUUAUAUUUGUUGUCAUAAUAAUUACAAACAACUAGUUAUCUUAUUUUUUACACGUACAUGACGUAUGGUACGACGACUGAAAAUAAUCAUUGUAACUAUAAAUAUUGUUUUAGUUUUUUUGCAUCACGAUUAAUAUAAAUGUAGACAAAUAUCCGGGUUUAUUUAAUAUGAGGUCAUUUAUCAGUAAGUGAUAAUUUCAAUGUUUCUUUUCUUAUUUAUCUUAUUGUCAAUGCCAGUUUUUUCCUCAAUUUUUUCAUUGUUAUCAUUAUUAUUAUUCUUUAUUUUGUCUACAAGAUCAAUGGCUACAAGCAUUUACAAGCUCUUAGUCUCGUUCAAG
Molecule: messenger RNA, 2126 nt
Organism: Microplitis demolitor
Lineage: Eukaryota; Metazoa; Arthropoda; Insecta; Hymenoptera; Braconidae
Exons: 3
Coding region: 1207-1773 (188 amino acids)
Source: RefSeq, a predicted model, not a curated record